This is a messenger RNA of Annulohypoxylon maeteangense, 2605 nucleotides long. RefSeq lists its product as uncharacterized. The record is from RefSeq and is a predicted model, not a curated record. The transcript has 2 exons. The coding region runs from base 287 to 2398 and encodes 703 amino acids. NCBI's taxonomy places the organism in Eukaryota, Fungi, Ascomycota, Sordariomycetes, Xylariales, Hypoxylaceae.
CAUUCACCAAGCAUCAUAAGAGUUCAAUCCGCACAUAAUCCACAGUUGGAUAGAAUUCAAUAAUAAAAGUUCUUUGCUAUCUUGCAGGGGAUACAAAAACCCCACUACAAUUUUGAUACAUACUCGCUAUUCGCGAUUGUCGCAUACCCGUGCUCGCCGUCACUGGUCCGGGGCUGCUAGGUAAUAACCCUCAUCAAACCCUUGCUUCCAUUGUAUUGGACCCCUGAGCCGUGCAACCCUGGCUGCCUCACCAUCAUUGGUCAAUUGCGUCCAAUCGAAGUAAUCGAUGGCCAGAAAGAUGACCGUUAUUCCCUCUAAAGUGGUCCUCGAUAUAUCCAGUGAUACGAGCUCCAAUGAAGACGAUCACUUUUCCUACGACAGCCUCGAAUUAAACGACUCCUCUAUUCUUGGUGAACUCUCUGUUUCUCAACUUCAGAAUCGACCUUCGAGUACCGAUUCCAAUUCGACAAUUGACUCCCUGACGACUGACCUACAGAAGCUUCACAUAAAUACUGAGAAAUGCAAGAACGGACUCAAGUGUAAAGAUAGCUUGAAGAACCAGGGUCGACGUCGCUUAACGAGACCAGCAAUUGCACCUAACACUUUCGAGGUCCUCGCAACUGUCCCAGAAGACGAGCCGCAUCGCGCAUCUACAUCUGCCACGAAGAGUGUUUCAGGCAAGACACAACAUCUCGAACUUCCAGCUUCCGCUGAGAAAUUAUCGAAUCAUCCCUUAGUUGCACUUGCGCGCAAAGGUAUUCCCCCAGCGAAGGAACAGAUCGCGAAACAUCGCGACGGCUGGUUCGAGGGAAUCAUUUCCUCGAAAUUUCCAAUCACAACCCCUACUUCAAACCCCACCACUCCUCCUGAGCUUAAAAAAGUUCAUUUCGGCUUCAAUCUCCUACCGAUUCAAGAUAGCACCGAACACGGUAAUCCGAACGAGGUUGCUGCACCUGUAAAAUUCACAAUUCUUUUAACGCCGUUGGCUCCUGGGGAAGAGAUAUUGGCAGACAUCGGACCUACAGGUGAAGGAAACAUGGCUCUUGCGGAAGCUAACACGAAUCACCACCUCGCGCCGGUGAAAGAGUUGGAGGCAUCGUCGAUACAUGGAACACGGCAGCCUAGGUCAACAUCCACUAGCCCUGCCACGAAUAGGGAAAAGCGCAUAGAGGGAAUGGCCCCGAGAUCACCUGCACAGCCUGUCGCUAGAAUCGAGGAUUCUGUGGAAGCGCUCGAUAAACUUGAAGAGCAGCUCGAGGCAUUCGAUGUUGCUGCCCAUUUCAGACGAAUUGUCUCUCCGGAUGGCGAGAAUCCAGAAAACAAGUCUUCAAUGCAAUCAUUAUCUGUGAAGACUAGUGAAGCGAAAAGGUCUGUGACACCGCAACCGAAGCGGACUACACCAUCAAAGGCUGGAACCUCUUCUGUUAGAGUCAAGGCGGCCAGUGAACCUCGACGAACUGUCCGUAAGGCGGCAUCGAUGAUUUUCCUGGACUCCCCAAAGAUGAACGGCGAGGAUAAGUCGACGGUUCAAGCUCCAUCGAGGAAAUCGAUAACUAGGGGGAUAGCAAGUCUCCUCCCACCAAAACAGCCUCCUAAAUCAACCAAAAAACCCACCAUCCCUACUUUUGAAUUACCUGGUGAUGAGGUUGCUCGGAAAUUGAAAGAAAAGCGUGAGGCCCGAGUCUCGACACAAUUUUCCGUAGAGCAAUUGACGAAGCCGACCGUUUCAAGUCUCCGGCGUGCUAAGUCAGCUAGAACUUUAACCCGGCCCAAUUUUGAGUUACCGGGAGAAGCCAUCUCCCGUCGCAAACGCGAAGAGCGUGAGGCACAACUAAAAGCACAAGAGGAAGAGGAACGGAAGAGACGGGAAUUCAAGGCGAGGCCAAUUCGUUCAGGUGGUGCGCCUAGUACUUUUCCUCGUGAGACGGUUGCAAGCCGAGCUCGACAGAAUAAGGGGCAUUUGGUAGAGAAUUCAGCCCAACAAAUUGCAUCUGCCUUUAGCAAAGACGUAUCUCCGGUUACAAAUACUUCUCCGCGCCCUCCCCUCUCAAAGACGAACAACCAAACUCAACCACGAGGCCGAGGGCUUCAUCCUGACCCAAUCGGGGUGCAGCCAAUUCGCGGUACAUCAAGUUCCACGAAUGGAAGUACUAGCGCACAGCGUAGUUCGGUGUCGACAGAAGAUGUACAGCAACAGAGAAUUCGCGGCCAGGAGAUUUAUAAACGAGACAACUCAUGGACCGGGGAACGAGAGCGGGAAAAGCGAGAAAGAGAAGCGUUGGCGAAACUCGCAAGAGAAGAAGCCGCAGAACGAUCCCGACAGCAGAGCCGUGAGUGGGCGGCUAAGCAAGCAAGAAAGAGAAUGACUAUUGCUUCGUUGCGAGAUGUCAUGACUUAAAAGAAGUCACAAGCAUAGGCAUUGUACUGUGCUGCUACAGGCGUGUAUAAAUAUUGGUGAGGGGAGUGGGUUUGUAUUAUUCGGCGCAUUCGCAUAUUGCGUUGGGGCGUUUUGAAAAGGGCACAGCCUGGCGUUCACUGGUAUGUCAUGGUCUGAUCAUUAUGGCGUUUUUUUUUUCGAGGAAUCAUUAGGGUAAGGGUACAGGGA